AGAAAACAAAAGCCCAAGUUUGGAAACAUAUAGACCGACAGACGGAUAAAAAAAAAGUAGUACUAAUAUUUACAAAUUCAAAAAUUGAAAAAGAGAUCGGACGGCAAUGCAAUGCUUACUGGAAUCUGAACUCGCAGACAAGAAAAGGAAAGAAGCAAAAGCAAAGCAAAGCGAAGAGAUGUUAAAAGAUGAGGGACUAUUCUGGUUUAGAUAAUCGCUGCCCUAGAAUUUGAUGGGAGCUGAUAUCCGCCAUACUUAGUGCUUUCUUUAAGAGCUAAAUAAAAGAUAUGGAUGGUGGGCGGAGGAUAGCCGUCAGCCCAAGGCCUUGCAGCGGACGGAGAAUACUCGCAUCUAAGAAAAGAGGGAGACCCGAUGCCUUCGUUAACAGUGUCAAGAAACUUCAACGAAGAGAAAUCUGCUCUAAGCCGCACCGUGCUUUCUCCGUCACCGACGCCCAGGAGCGCUUCCGUAACAUCCGCUUGCAGGAGGAAUAUGAUACUCAUGAUCCAAAAGGACAUUGUUCAAUGGUAUUACCAUUUCUGAGGAAGAGAUCAAAGAUUAUAGAGAUUGUUGCUGCACAAGACAUUGUAUUUGCUCUUGCUCAAUCUGGUGUAUGUGCGGCAUUCAGUCGAGAGACUAAUCGAAGAAUAUGCUUUCUAAAUGUCACUGCUGAUGAAGUUAUACGAAGCUUGUUUUACAACAAAAACAAUGACUCACUUAUCACAGUCUCAGUUUACGCUUCUGACAACUUCAGCUCCUUGAAGUGCAGAAGCACGAGGAUUGAGUACAUUCGAAGAGGUCAACCUGAUGCUGGUUUUGCACUUUUUGAAUCUGAGUCACUGAAGUGGCCUGGGUUUGUGGAGUUCGAUGAUGUAAAUGGGAAGGUACUCACAUAUUCAGCACAAGAUAGUAUAUACAAGGUAUUUGACCUCAAAAAUUAUACGAUGUUAUACUCCAUAUCAGAUAAAAAUGUUCAAGAGAUUAAGAUCAGUCCAGGGAUCAUGUUAUUGAUUUUCACUAAAGUUGGCGGCCAUGUUCCUCUUAAGAUUCUCUCAAUAGAGGAUGGUACCGUUCUCAAAUCUUUUAGCCACCUUCUUCACCGGAAUAAGAAGGUGGAUUUCAUUGAACAGUUCAAUGAAAAGCUUCUUGUGAAGCAGGAAAAUGAAAACCUUCAGAUUCUUGAUGUACGCAACUCUGAGCUAACAGAAGUUAGCAAAGAUGAAUUUAUGACCCCAUCAGCAUUUAUUUUUCUUUAUGAGAACCAGUUAUUCCUGACAUUUAGAAACCGGACAGUGGCUGUCUGGAACUUCCGUGGAAAACUUGUAACUUCAUUUGAGGAUCACCUUUUGUGGCAUCCUGACUGCAACACUAAUAAUAUAUACAUCACAAGUGAUCAGGAUCUUAUCAUCUCUUACUGCAAGGCUGAUUCUGAUGAUCCAUUGUCUGAAGGAAAUGGGUCCAUUAACAUCAGCAACAUAUUGACUGGGAAAUGCCUUGCUAAGAUAAGGGCAAGUAACGGUUUCCCAGUGGAAAACCAUUGUUGCUGCUGUGAUGUCGAGUGUGGUUGCAGGUCAAAGGUGCAAAGCAGUUCAUCUAGAAUUAGAAGCACGGUGGCAGAGGCACUGGAAGAUAUCACUGCUCUUUUUUAUGAUGAAGAGCGCAAUGAGAUCUAUACGGGGAAUAGGUAUGGUCUAGUUCAUGUGUGGUCUAACUGACGGUUUGAUUUUCAGUAGGAAUUUUAUGUAGUUUGACUUUGGUGGAGGUUGAGUGGGUUGUGAACGGGAAUUGCGAGUCUUAUGAAACUGUACCAUUAUUAUUUAGUGUUAAUUGUAUCAAUUCAUUGGGCUCCUGUUUCUGGUUUUAA
Messenger RNA from Gossypium arboreum, 1864 nucleotides. RefSeq lists its product as uncharacterized. The transcript has 9 exons. NCBI's taxonomy places the organism in Eukaryota, Viridiplantae, Streptophyta, Magnoliopsida, Malvales, Malvaceae. The record is from RefSeq and is a predicted model, not a curated record. Gene Ontology annotation, molecular function: protein binding. Bases 288 to 1715 code for a protein of 475 amino acids.